This is a messenger RNA of Suillus subaureus, 702 nucleotides long. RefSeq lists its product as uncharacterized. The transcript is spliced from 8 exons. The record is from RefSeq and is a predicted model, not a curated record. Lineage: Eukaryota; Fungi; Basidiomycota; Agaricomycetes; Boletales; Suillaceae. Gene Ontology annotation, molecular function: oxidoreductase activity. The coding region runs from base 1 to 702 and encodes 233 amino acids.
AUGACAGGGACAUCCUCUGGUUUUGGUCGUCGUCUUACAGGCCUUGCACUUGCAAGAGGCGAUCGCGUUAUCGCGACAGCUCAUCACGCUGCUCGCGUAUGGAAUGGUAUUGAUGUAUUGGUGAAUAAUGCAGGCUACGGCUUGCCUGCACUUCUUGAAGAAGGAGGUGCCUCGCUUAUGCUCCGCCAGUUUCAAACUAAUUUUUUCGGGGUGGUCAACAUUUGCAAUGCAGUAUUACCCUACAUGAGAAAGAAACGCAAUGGCACAGUUGUGGUCAUCGGCAGUAGGAGUGCAUGGAAGCCGGAAAGAGUUAGAGGCCUUGGGUUUUAUGCUGCAAGCAAAGCUGCUGUGCAUGCAAUGAGUGAAUCAUUGGCAUUGGAGUUGGAGCCAUUCAAUAUCCGGGUAUUGCUCGUGGAGCCAGGGUCAUUCCGCACCGAGGGCAUCCUUGAUUAUGACGAGCAGCGUGCUGUUGGCCGUGUGAACUUCUCUAAGACUGCUGGGAAGCAACCAGGCGACCCGGACAAGGCUAUGGAGAUCGUUGUAGAUGUGGUGAAGGGAGAGGGCUGCGCCGCAGGUCGAGAAUGGCCACUGUAUCUUGUACUGGGCAAGGAUGCAGAGGCCGAUAUUAGAAACAAGUGCGCCAAGGUUCUGAAGCACCUUGACGACUGGAAUGACGUUAUCAGAGGUGUUGAUGUGGUAUGA